Messenger RNA from Exophiala oligosperma, 1541 nucleotides. RefSeq lists its product as uncharacterized. The record is from RefSeq and is a predicted model, not a curated record. The transcript has a single exon. Lineage: Eukaryota; Fungi; Ascomycota; Eurotiomycetes; Chaetothyriales; Herpotrichiellaceae. Bases 236 to 1405 code for a protein of 389 amino acids.
GUCCGGGUUGCGGCCGUAAUGCAAAAUCGCCUCAUUGGUCACACCGGCCCUGGAUUUUCUCCGCACCGACCAGGGCCUUCUAUUACGUCCACCACUCCCCGACUCUCCAUUUCUUUGUUUAGGCUAUGUCCGUAAACAAGUGGUCCUUACUAGAUUACUAAGGUAGGUAACACAUGUCUCUUGGACUCUAUGCACGUAGGCUAUCGAGAGGAGACGGGAAGACAUUCUUGCGUUGAUGGCGCCACCACCAUCAUCAACCCAAGGAGUCCCGAAGGACACGGAGGUCGACGAGGUACAAAAGGAUGGACAAUCCAACAACGAAACCCAGAAACCCAGCAUCACAGACAAAGCGAUACUUCCAAGCCUCUCGAACCUUCAAGAUUUCUUCUAUCUAGCUACAGGGCUAGCCUUGCCAUACGCAACUCAUCCUUUGACCGCCAUUGAAAUAUUCUUCCCUGGUCUUGUCAACAUGUGGCCAUUCAACACCAGCAAAUCAUUCAACCCCGAAAAGGACAUCCCCAGUCUCAGCGACAAGGUUAUCCUCGUUACUGGAGGCAAUGCUGGCCUGGGCAAAGAAACUGUCCUCCAGCUCGCAAAGCACAACCCGCACAAGAUUUUCCUAGCAUCCCGCACAGAAGCCAAAGCCAACGAAGCCAUUGCUUCCAUCAAAUCCAGCAUCCCGCAAGGUGUCGACAUCGAGUUCCUACCACUCGACCUGGCUUCCUUGCCGUCCAUCCACAAAGCAGCCGACCAAGUGGCCAGUCGCACCGACAGACUUGACAUCUUGAUUCUCAAUGCCGGCAUCAUGGCCGUCCCCGCCGGAAAGACUGCCUCGGGACAGGAGAUCCAGCUGGGCACCAACCACGUCGGCCACUUUCUGCUGACCAAGCUUCUUCUCCCGUUGCUUCAAAAGACGGCAAAUCAAUACAACCAAGACGUCCGAGUUAUUUCGCUCUCGUCCGAGGCGUGGAACCUUGGUCCCAAGCUCGACACCAUCCUAUCGACGGAGAAGCUCUCAGCUCAAGGCCCAUGGGCACGCUACGGGGCCUCGAAGGCAGCAAACAUCAUGUUCGCGGCCGAGUUCGCACGUCGGUAUCCAGCUUUCACCGCCGUGUCGCUGCACCCUGGUAUGAUCCACACAGACCUGUAUGCCGCCAACUCCCAGACGAACCCGCUCGUCAGGUACGGAUCCAAGUUGAUCGGCCCACUUAUCUUCCAGUCCAUCGAGGCGGGAGCAUUCAACACCUUGUGGCUUUCGGCCGGUGCGAAGAAGGAAGAGCUGAAGAAUGGACAGUAUUACACCCCCGUCGGGAAGUUACAGAACAACAAAUGGGCAACGGACGCCGAGGCAGGCAAGAAACUGUGGGAUUGGACCGAGCAAGAACUCAAAAAGGCCGGGUACUGAGUUACUACAUCGACUUAGUUCUUUUCUCUACGAUGUUUGUUUGGGCGUAUUUGAGCGCGGCGAUUAGACUUGAUGGAAUCAUGUAGUAAUAGCGAUACCCUAAACUGGUUACAAAUGGAUCUCUCAACUUGAAAAU